GUCAGUAGAAUACGUGUGCUGAGUUGACGAUGACAGGCCUCGGUAAGAGUUCGUGUUCAAGCGUUCAAAAAUGUGUUUUACUGAUAUUUUUAUUGUUAGUGGCUGUCCAUGUAAUAGGACAAGAACUGGUUUCUAAAGAGAACUGCGAUAAAACAAAGUGUCCCGGUCCAUUGAGACACUAUAAGGGGCUCGGUUGUACACCUAUCUACGCGAAUCCCAAUGACUGUUGCGCGAAGGCAUACGAGUGCAGUCACCUGGACAAUUUGUCACCGAAUAAAUGCUACGUGAAUGGUCACGAGUACAAUAUCGGGCAGAUGCUGAAGCCCGAGGACAGUAAUCGUUGUGACUUGAAUUGCACGUGUACACACUACGACGAUGGUGCCGGUUUCAAUUGUUCGGGUGUGGAAUAUUGUCUACAAGAACAAAGUUGUCUGGAAAGAAAAAUGCGUGGUCUUUGCUGUCGAGAUCCAACUUGUGACCUGACAGAAAUAGAGAAACAAGUUUGCAACGUUGAUGGCGAAGUUUAUCAAGGUGGAGAGACUUUCAGUCCAAAAUCUAAUCCAAAAUUGGAGUGUUAUUGCAUGCCUGGAUAUACAGGUGAAAAUAUCGAGCCCUUCUGCGAAGAACUGAAACGUGAGACUUGCUCUCCUCUGUUUGAACAAGCUGCUCAAAUUCGUCAAAAGUGUGCACCUGUGUAUUAUUUCCAGGAUCCGCAUGAUUCUUGCGCUUUUGUUUAUAGAUGCCCGGUCGAAAGUGACAUCGUUGUUCAAAAGGAGAGAGUCACAUCGGAUUCUAAGAAAGGAAACAAAACGUGCCAGUAUGGUAAUCUUACGCUGAAUAUAGGCGACGAGUUGAAUCAAGUACAAACUGACAUUUUCUCUGCCAAUGUAAAAUGUGUGUGCGAGGUGCCUCCGAUUGUCACAUGCCAGAGAAAACAAGAAGCUACUCAAUUGUCAUCAAAAGAAAGGUUCUAAUAAUCUCUGUUUAAUUCGACCAUUCCUUAACCAUUUGAAUUCGAUUUGUCUGUUUUUGAAUGUUGUUGCAAGUCCAGUUGUAUUUAUUUUAAGGUAAAUUAGGUAAAUU
Frieseomelitta varia is the source of this 1083-nucleotide messenger RNA. Its product is annotated as putative epidermal cell surface receptor. The transcript is spliced from 7 exons. The record is from RefSeq and is a predicted model, not a curated record. NCBI's taxonomy places the organism in Eukaryota, Metazoa, Arthropoda, Insecta, Hymenoptera, Apidae. Bases 30 to 974 code for a protein of 314 amino acids.